CCGUAGAAAUAUUCACAACUUGCCCUGACCUACAACUUCUCGACCUCCGCAAUUCCCCGCCAAGGGCCAUAUAAAUCAAUAAAUACUCUUGGGAAAAACAAAUUAAUAUAUACCAUAGCGGUUAAUUAACCGCUCUGCCAUGUUUGAAGAAUGAAGUUUUGGGGUCUCUGAUUCUCAUCCAUUCAAUUGAAAUUGCAUUUGGUCACCCUGGACUUGUACCGUGUGCAUGUUCAGUUGUGCGUAUGAUAUUCAUGUCUCCACGAAUUGAAGUUGCAGUUGCUUUGAUCUUGUCCCUGCUUUUACUAUCAGCAUCUGUUGUGUCCUUCGCAUAUUCCCACACGUUUUCAGGUCAAGAAUCUUUCAAGAAAGCUGCAUAUAGGCUCAGCAAGCCGCUGAUCAGUGAUGAUGGGAAGGUUUAUGUGUGUUCAGAAAAGAACUUUUUUGCCUUUGAAAGCAAUGGUUCCAUCGCGUGGACGUUAUCUCUCAAUUACAAAUGCAGCCCUAAUAUAGCUCCAGUUCUAGGGGAAUCAAGAAAGAUAUAUGUGGUUGCAGAAGACAGAGUGCUGAAGAUCAACCCUUUGAAUGUUGGAAGUUCUGAAACAGCUGUAGAAUUGUUCUUUGGUACAGAAUCUGAAAGACCGGGGGAGAUUAUUGGCCUUGCAGUAAGUAUGUCCACUUCCAGUGUACUUAUCAAUGUCAAAAACAGGGGUCUCUUUUCAUACCGUUUGCAUGGAAAACUGCACUGGAGUGCUGGCCCGGUACUUUAUCAACGUGGAUAUCGUCAAGGUUGUAGGAAAAACAUCACUGAGUGUUAUUUUUCCACGGUUCCUGUGUUCGAUCACUGUGAAGCUAGUAUAUAUAUCUCAAAUAAUCAAGGAGAAAUUUAUGCUCUGUCAACUCGUAGUCCACAUUUCAAAUGGAUCCAAGAUUUCAGUUCAUUUGGCAAUACACUGACCAUGACAUCCGGCAAUAAUGGUCUGUUGUAUGUUACUGUAGCACCUAGAGCUCUGGUACUAGCAGUUGAUGUUUCCAGGGGAAGCAUUUUGUGGCAAACAAGUAUUGGACCGCUAAGUACAGUCGAUUAUGUCCCCUCUGUUGAUUCUAAUGGUUGGAUAUCUAUUGGUUCAUUGGACGGUUACCUCUAUUCAUUUUCGCCAGAAGGAGUUCUCAGAAAAUUGCCUAAAGUGCUUAACAUGGAUUCUGUAAUCCAAGUUAGUCCUGUUCUUGAUUGCUCAGGAUAUGCAAUCUAUGUUUCUCAGACAGAGAUCGAAGGAAAGAUUACUCGGAUAAUUGGAGAUUACACUUACAUCUCAGCGAUGAAACCAAUGGGCGUUAUCUUCACACUGAUUAGUCCAGCUACUGGGACCAUAUUUUGGUCUGAACAAUAUCCUGGCCAAUUCUCCUCGGAGUUUUUGAGAAGUGACCUGCAAUAUUUUCUUCUGGAUGAAAGUGUCCUCCUUGCUUUUUUUGCAGCUUCAAGUAUUGGGAAUCCGCUACCAUGUCGAAGCUCACGUCAGAAGUUUGCAUUAAGCUGCUCACAGAUUAAGCCUAAGAAUUUCAGCAUCUACAUAGGUAAUAAGAAGACAAUUUUGCUGUUUCUGAUCUUGGAAUCUAUCAUAUUGAUAGUACUAGCAGUACUAGUAAGAUUUUGCUGCAUGUUUUGGAAGAAAAAGAAGCUUCAAAAUCAAGAUCUUGGGAAAUUCUUAGAUAAAAGACGAUCACUUCGACUUCAGAAGAAAGCUUUUGAUAGAUCAAUCACAGAGCUUCAACAAAAGACCGCUGAGGAAGCAAUAGCCAAUGAGGUGCUGGAAAAGCUAGGCAAUCUAGUUAAGGAAAGGGAAGGCAUACAGAGGAAGCUCUCAACAUCAUAUAGUCUAGGAAGGGACCAAACUGGUUCUCAUUCAACAUCCCUUCUUCCAUUGUCCGAUAGGAAAAUACGGAGCUUUUCAUUUCAAGGCGCGAAGAAAGAGAGUGUUACUUUGUUUCAUACAGUUAGUGAUACUUCUUCUGAAACUAGCUGGAGUGAGAGGGAGCACUCCGACAUGCAUAUCUCUGAAGAUGAAGAGGAAACAGACGAUGCAAAGUCACCUACAGAAAUAUUUAGUUCUAGUGAUAAUGAGAUUUACAAGGAAGAAUUUCAUGCUAGUCCAUCUUGCUUAGCUUCCAGUUCGAAAGUGUUUACGAAUACAUCAAUCCUGGAACAACUGGUUGAUGAAAUAGAGGAAAUGAAGCCGAGUGAUCAAAAGGACUCCAUCAAUCAUCCCCUGCAGAACCGCAGCAUAAGCAUAAGGAAGAGGAAUUCAUAUUCAAGUAGCUAGGUAUUGCAUAUGUGUCUAGUUCUUCGACUGUGCCUUUGUCCAAUAUCAAUCCACGACUGACCUUGAACUGGCCAAAAUGCUUUCUGUUUGAACGAUAUUCUACAAUUGCAUAAGCUUUGGUCUCGAUCGAUUAUACUUUUGGUUAACUGGGUACGUUCCGAUAGCAGCAUAAGCACGUAAAGAAAAAAGUAGCUACCUCGGGAAAGGGAUGAGAGUAGCCUUUUCUCUCUGCAUUCCCUUUUCUUUCACUCUAUUUAUGAAGGAAUGGAAGAGGGGGUGUAAAUGUAGCUUAGCAGAAAACUUUGUUAGUGCCAUCACCAAGUUGAUGUAGUAUGGUCCAGUCAGCUGCUAGUAUAUGUAUAUAGUUGAAUUAUACUAAAUUGGAAACUCACUGUUACUUAUGCUUGUAUUUUGUGGAUUCAUCUUGGUGGUUGGAUCUAUUCAGUGA
This is a messenger RNA of Nicotiana tabacum (common tobacco), 2766 nucleotides long. Its product is annotated as protein GAMETE EXPRESSED 3-like. Gene Ontology annotation, molecular function: protein binding. Gene Ontology annotation, cellular component: plasma membrane. The record is from RefSeq and is a predicted model, not a curated record. Lineage: Eukaryota; Viridiplantae; Streptophyta; Magnoliopsida; Solanales; Solanaceae. Gene Ontology annotation, biological process: pollen tube guidance; embryo development ending in seed dormancy.